AGGUCACUGAUGAGAAAAGGAAAGGACUCAUUUGUUCCUGACAUUCACAGAGAAACAACCAGCGGAUUAAAGUGGAAGGAAGACAGAAGUAUUUACCAUGGUCUCCAUCACAGAGUUCCAGAAGAUUGGUGUUGGGCUGAUGGGAUUUGGUUUAUUCUUCCUGCUCUUUGGGGUGCUGCUGUAUUUUGACUCUGUCUUGCUGGCCUUCGGGAAUAUUCUGUUUCUGACUGGUUUGACGUUCAUCAUUGGCAUCAGGAGGACAGCCCACUUCUUCUUCCAAAGACACAAGUUUAGGGGAUCUUUGUUCUUCUUGGGAGGCAUUUCUCUGGUGCUGUGCCGUUGGCCAAUCAUUGGAAUGCUGGUGGAGAUUUAUGGCUUUGUGCUUUUAUUCAGGUCCUUCUUCCCCAUGGCCUUGGGGUUUGUGCUGUCAGCUGUGAAAAUCCCUUUCCUCGAUGCAUUCUUCCCCAGCAGCUCCUCCAUGGUGUAAGCAGAACACGUUGCAGAAGGGAAGGAAGCUUGAUGCCCUUUGACUGUUGCCUGUUCAUAUAUAUAUAUAUAUAUAUAUAUAUAUUUACAAUGUACUGUAUUGUGUGCCAUAUAGGAUUACAACCAAUUGCCAAGCAGUGAGAAAAUAAGUUGCCAGAAAGCUACACCAACUUAAAACUUAAAACAGCAUUUAUUAAAAUCUUGCAUUUGUACAGCAUGUUAUACAUUUAAUGUAUUGUUUUAUCGGAAUCAAUAACGUUU
Centropristis striata (black sea bass) is the source of this 747-nucleotide messenger RNA. RefSeq names its product golgi transport 1A (gene golt1a). Gene Ontology annotation, cellular component: membrane; endoplasmic reticulum. NCBI's taxonomy places the organism in Eukaryota, Metazoa, Chordata, Actinopteri, Perciformes, Serranidae. Bases 98 to 487 code for a protein of 129 amino acids. The record is from RefSeq and is a predicted model, not a curated record. Gene Ontology annotation, biological process: retrograde transport, endosome to Golgi; endoplasmic reticulum to Golgi vesicle-mediated transport. The transcript is spliced from 5 exons.